This is a messenger RNA of Micropterus dolomieu (smallmouth bass), 895 nucleotides long. RefSeq names its product RNA-binding protein NOB1-like. The record is from RefSeq and is a predicted model, not a curated record. Gene Ontology annotation, molecular function: RNA endonuclease activity. Lineage: Eukaryota; Metazoa; Chordata; Actinopteri; Centrarchiformes; Centrarchidae. Gene Ontology annotation, biological process: maturation of SSU-rRNA. Gene Ontology annotation, cellular component: preribosome, small subunit precursor.
GAUCCGGUGGAGGUUCUGAAUUUGAGGAACAAACAGAAACCGACGACCACCUGCCAGCCGUCUUCUAGCAGUGACGAGUUUGACAGCUUUCACUUCUGGAGAGAUCCGCUGCCGUCUAUUGACAGCGACCUGCUGGAGUUACUGAAAGAGAACGGCGUCUCGCCAUCAGAGAGCCGGCUGGACGCAGCACGGCAGACAGAGGAACCAGAGGACCAAUCAGACGAGGAGGAGGAGGAUGACGAUGACGGAGGUGGUUGGAUCACUCCCAGUAACAUCAAACAGGUGAAGAUGGAGUCGGCUGAUUGGACGGCUCCUGCUGAUGUCAUCGUCGGGUGUCUGACCACCGACUUCGCCAUGCAGAACGUCCUGAUUCAGAUCGGACUUCACGUUCUCUCUGUUAACGGGAUGGUGAUCAAACAGGCGAGGAACUACAUCCUGAGGUGUCACGCCUGCUUUAAGACGACGAGCAACAUGAACAAAGUGUUCUGUCCUCACUGUGGAAACAAGACGCUGAAGAAGCUGGCGGUGACGCUCAGCGAGGACGGCAGCGUGCAGAUGCAUUUCUCCAAAAACCCCAAAGUGCUGAACCCGAGAGGGCUGAGGGUGAGACAUGCACACACACUUACACACUCAUGUACACUCAGAGUAUUUACACCCAGGACAUGUGUAGUCCGGAGCGCUCUGUGGCGUGUUUCGGCCUUAGUGACCCCCUCUGUGUGGCGUGUUUCGGCCUCAUUGACCCCCUCUGUGUGGCGUGUUUCGGCCUCAUUGACCCCCUCUGUGUGGCGUGUUUCGGCCUCAUUGACCCCCUCUGUGUGGCGUGUUUCGGCCUCAUUGACCCCUCUGUGUGGCGUGUUUCGGCCUCAUUGACCCCUCUGUGUGGCGUGUUUCGGCC